Thelazia callipaeda (thelaziosis nematode) is the source of this 1459-nucleotide messenger RNA. Lineage: Eukaryota; Metazoa; Nematoda; Chromadorea; Rhabditida; Thelaziidae. The record is from the annotation of a GenBank genome assembly.
CUAUGGCUCUCAUCGACUUAGAUAAUUUAGCUCUGCGUCUCGAACGAAAUUCUAUGAUUUCAAUACCAGAGUACAAAGUCAAGGAUGGAAAAUACGCGGUUUAUGUUAUCAAGAUAGCAAUCGAUUCCAUAAUAUGGACUGUAGAAAAACGAUACAGUGACUUUUUUACGUUUGAUCUAGAGCGAUUUGAGGAUCGUAAGAAGUCUUUUCUUCCACCGAAAAAAUUAAUCGGGAAUUUAGACCCAGAAUUUCUUGAUGAGAGAAGAAUCGAACUUGAAAAGUAUAUUCGUACGGUCAUUGAGCUUGAUCUGUGGUUGCAGAGGAAACGGAAGCAGCAUGCCCUCUCUUCUUUAGUUGCCCACUUCCUUGAUUUUCAAGAAUAUGAAGUCCAUGCAAUUGUUGAAGAUCUUUCUCUUAGACUUGGAAGUUAUGGUGAGGAUUGGUUGGCAUUAGCAGUGAUGAAACCAAAAUACUUUGAAUUCACUCCUAUUGAACUUUAUGCCAUUACUGAAAGAAUGAAAUUGGCGGAACCUACAGCAAACGGCAAGUCCAUACAUUCGUGUUAUAAGAUUUUUGACUUUUCCGGGGAUGGAAAAGUGGAUAUUGCAAAUUAUGUUGAAUUCCUACACAAGGUUCAGAAUCUAAAAGUUCGUGGUGGUCGUGGAUGCAUUGGGUCGUCAAAUAUUAUAGGGAAUACCUUAUCUUUCAGCCUUAGCUUAUGCAAGAAAAUCAAAGCACUCUGGGUUAGUAAUUUCGAUGUACGUAUGAUUCAUGAACUGUAUUCUGUGCGGAAAACAUGUAGACGAGUCAUCAUCCAUUAUUCAAUGAAAAAAAUCUCCGAUUUCUUCUUAGAACCUGGUGAAAUAUUGCCAAUUGAAAAUCAGGGCAAAUGGCAGUCUGUUGAUGAAAUUGAUUUUUCAUUUAAUGAAAUAGAAGAAGUUGAUGAAAGUAUCAGUUUGUUGUGUUCAGUGAGGAAAAUUAAUUUGUCUCAUAAUUUCCUUACUGGUAUUGGAAAUCAUCUUCAACAUCUUACAAUGUUAAAUGAGCUCAAUCUUUCAAAUAAUUCCAUUAAGAGUCUGGAUUCCUGGUAUACAAGAAUGGGCAAUGUAAAACGAUUGUAUCUCGCUGGCAAUAGAAUCUGUUCAUUAAAAGGAUUGCAGAAGUUAUAUUCGUUGGAGUAUUUAGAUAUAACUGAUAAUAAUAUAGCCACUGCUGAUGAUGUUCGACCAGUAUGUACUCUUCCCUGUUUAGAUCAUCUCAUUUUGAAGGGCAAUCCAGUUCAACAAGUCAUAGAAUAUAGAACAAAGGUUUUGGAACUUUUCGGAGAAAGAUUUGCUGAGAUGAGACUAGACAGCAGGAAACCGGAUCAGCGUGAAGUAGAUACGAUACUAGUUCGCUUGGCUCUGAGAAAAGCGCGUGAAGAAAAGGAAGAGCAGAUUCGAGGGAAAACAUUAUAAAU